This is a messenger RNA of Aspergillus saccharolyticus JOP 1030-1, 1250 nucleotides long. RefSeq lists its product as uncharacterized. Gene Ontology annotation, molecular function: protein binding. The transcript is spliced from 3 exons. Bases 9 to 1250 code for a protein of 413 amino acids. The record is from RefSeq and is a predicted model, not a curated record. Lineage: Eukaryota; Fungi; Ascomycota; Eurotiomycetes; Eurotiales; Aspergillaceae.
UUCCGAUAAUGUCUAAUAACCUCGCCUUCUUGCCACCAGAACUAUUCUACAUGAUGGCUGAAUCUCUCAAUGCGGGAGACUUGCUCUCCCUUCGUGCUGUUUCGACUCGUCUGAAGUUAUUGACAGCCAAGGCUCUCAAGCCCGUAUGGGCUCACUCACUGCAAGUUAUACAUACGAACUUCUCCAACGAGAGUCUCUCCCUCAUUCACCAGAUCGCGAAGUCUGACGAGCUGAAAGAGCAUGUGAAAAUCAUGAAGAUCGUGCCACCGUUCGGGCCCUUGAUGCCUCUGCACAGGGUGACGAUGUACGGCUUGAUCAAGAAUUCCACCGGCAUUCCAAAGAUCAAAACCCUCAAAGAUGACCUCGUGCACUCACUCAGGAACUGCAGGAGCUUCGAAGUCUGUCUCAGCUGGAAAGAAGGAACCCUUACGUACCUCGACAGUGAUGACAUUCUCAACAUCCUCUUCCACAUCUUCAUCGAAGCCGAGCUUCCCGUGGAACACCUAGCCCUGUAUACGCAUCGAUAUACCGAGGAGUCGCACAGGUCGAAAAGAGCCCGUCCUUACACUCGAAUGCACAAGCAGCCGGACCUUGCCCGUGCCUGGACUGGGCUCACCACCCUGCAGGUCACACAGCCCUACUUCUUUCACCUUGCUAAUCACCUCUACAGGAUCUUGCCGCAGAUCAUCGAGACCGCGCCGCGGCUCGAGACACUGAUCCUUAUCGGUGACGCAAUCAGCGGCCAGUCUAAUGAUCUCGUCUCGGUGAUCAAGAACGUCAAGCCUCUGGCUGAAAUCAGACAUAUCGAGAUUUAUCGUUCAAGUCUUUCUCUAGAGGACUUGAAAGAUUGGUUGCUGGUUGUCGGUGGGCAUUUGCAGUCGCUGACCUUUUCCGGGUGCUUCAAAGUCACAGCCGUUUCGUGGGCUGAGUUUUUCCGCUGUGUGAAGAAGCACUGUCCCUUAUUAGUGGCUGUUACCUUUGAAGGUGUGGAGUUCAGCGCGGACUGUCUGACAGAGAAGCAUGUGGGCCAGGGAGGUUUGGCCGACGUGCUGUACGAUACGAUACGGAAGUUCGAGAAGGAGAAUAAUAAAAACGAUCGAAUUAUAGCCCUCGCUUUGUUCGCAAGAACUGUAGUGCUUCGUGCAUUAGGAGAGAAUGUUUUGCCAUGCAUAUAUUAUAAGCAUGAUCUGGUGUUCACUCUGCAACAUGGGGCUUCCGAUCAUGGAUUGCAAAUGAGUCAGGCUGGUUGA